Molecule: messenger RNA, 1915 nt
Organism: Hevea brasiliensis (rubber tree)
Lineage: Eukaryota; Viridiplantae; Streptophyta; Magnoliopsida; Malpighiales; Euphorbiaceae
Product: tubulin alpha chain
Exons: 4
Coding region: 385-1740 (451 amino acids)
Biological process (GO): microtubule cytoskeleton organization; mitotic cell cycle
Cellular component (GO): cytoplasm; microtubule
Molecular function (GO): GTP binding; structural constituent of cytoskeleton
Source: RefSeq, a predicted model, not a curated record
AUUCAAAAUUUCUUCAAAACCAUUUAUGGCACACAUAUGUUUCUAAUUUUUUCCAACGAAAUCAAAAUUCAAAAUUGAGCGGGCAAUUGACCAUGGUUAAUGGUUUGUUGGGCCAACCUGGAGUACAGUAGACAAUAAUAAUUUGAUCGGUUUAUUUAACCAUGGUUAACUAACCAAUGGAUUGUGCCAUCCUGUACCCACCAUUUACCCAUAUUUGUCCCUAUAUAUAAUCCAGAAACGCGAGAUCAGAACAUCUCACAUCUGGAGCUUGAAGGCGUCUUCAUAAACGCCGCUCUUAGCAUUAGCUUUCGAUCAAUCUCUGUUCUUCGAUUAUUUCUUUAACGUUUUUCUUGAAUUCUCUUUGUUAUUUUUGAAUCAGACAAGAUGAGAGAGUGCAUCUCGAUUCACAUUGGUCAGGCCGGUAUUCAGGUCGGAAAUGCCUGCUGGGAACUUUAUUGCCUUGAGCAUGGCAUUCAGCCUGAUGGCCAGAUGCCAAGUGACAAGACCGUCGGUGGAGGGGACGAUGCUUUUAACACCUUUUUCAGCGAAACUGGUGCAGGGAAGCACGUCCCUCGCGCUGUGUUUGUUGAUCUUGAGCCCACUGUUAUUGAUGAAGUGAGGACUGGAACUUAUCGCCAGCUUUUCCACCCUGAGCAACUCAUUAGUGGCAAGGAGGAUGCUGCCAACAACUUUGCACGUGGCCACUAUACCAUUGGGAAAGAGAUUGUUGAUCUCUGCUUGGACCGUAUCAGAAAGCUUGCUGACAACUGCACUGGCCUCCAGGGAUUCUUGGUGUUCAAUGCUGUUGGAGGUGGCACUGGUUCUGGUCUUGGAUCACUUCUCUUGGAGCGUCUUUCUGUUGACUAUGGCAAAAAAUCAAAGCUUGGUUUCACUGUUUAUCCUUCGCCUCAGGUUUCCACAUCAGUUGUAGAGCCAUAUAAUAGUGUUCUUUCAACUCACUCUCUCCUUGAGCACACAGAUGUUGCUGUGCUCCUUGAUAAUGAGGCUAUCUACGACAUAUGCAGGCGCUCUCUUGACAUCGAGCGUCCAACUUACACCAAUCUUAACCGCCUUGUUUCUCAGGUGAUUUCAUCCCUCACCGCCUCUUUGAGGUUUGAUGGAGCUCUUAAUGUGGAUGUCACAGAGUUCCAGACCAACCUGGUUCCCUAUCCCAGGAUCCAUUUCAUGCUUUCCUCUUAUGCCCCUGUCAUCUCGGCUGAGAAGGCAUAUCAUGAACAGCUUUCAGUGGCUGAGAUCACCAAUAGCGCUUUUGAGCCCUCCUCCAUGAUGGCCAAGUGUGACCCACGCCAUGGCAAGUACAUGGCUUGCUGCUUGAUGUACCGGGGUGAUGUUGUGCCCAAGGAUGUGAAUGCAGCUGUUGCCACCAUCAAGACUAAGCGCACAAUCCAGUUUGUUGAUUGGUGCCCUACUGGAUUCAAGUGCGGUAUCAACUAUCAGCCACCAACUGUUGUUCCAGGAGGCGACCUUGCUAAGGUGCAGAGGGCUGUCUGCAUGAUCUCCAAUUCCACGAGUGUUGCGGAAGUCUUCUCUCGCAUUGACCACAAGUUUGAUCUCAUGUAUGCCAAGCGUGCCUUUGUGCAUUGGUAUGUCGGCGAGGGCAUGGAAGAAGGAGAGUUCUCAGAGGCUCGUGAGGAUCUUGCUGCCCUGGAGAAGGAUUAUGAGGAGGUUGGUGCUGAAUCUGCCGAAGGGGAGGAUGGUGACGAAGGAGAUGAGUAUUGAAAUAUUGAUUGAAGGAUGCUCUUUUUGUGUGAUAAUAUAUGGCUGCCGUUGUUGUUAUGGUUUGCUUGUCAGUUAGAAUGCUAUGAAUGUCUGUGCUCAAACUACCAUUUGCUACUGAAAAAACAAAAUUAAAGGGUGGAAUUGAGAAUUAAAUUGUUGGUAUAUUUUUCAAUUA